Penicillium egyptiacum is the source of this 420-nucleotide messenger RNA. The record is from the annotation of a GenBank genome assembly. Lineage: Eukaryota; Fungi; Ascomycota; Eurotiomycetes; Eurotiales; Aspergillaceae.
AUGCGUGUCCGAGUUCACCCUUACCAUGUAAUCCGAAUCAACAAGAUGCUGAGUGUCGCUGGUGCGGAUCGUUUACAAGCCGGGAUGCGAGGCGCAUUUGGUAAGCCAGCUGGCAAAGUGGCUCGAGUAAACGUGGGCCAGAUUCUGCUCUCCGUGCGAACUGUCGAUCGUCAUCGUGUGACUGCAGUGGAGGCGCUACGUCGCUCGAUGUACAAGUUCCCCGGUCGGCAAAAGGUGAUUGUUAGCAAAAUGUGGGGGUUCACUCCUUUACCGCGAGCUGAGUAUCUGCGGUUGAAGGAAGAAGGGUUGUUGCGGAACGAUGGUGCAUAUGUCCAGUUCUGUCGGCGGAAGGGAGAGGUGGCAGAGAACAUGAAGUACUUCCCGCAGGCAUAUAGUUCCGCUGUGGAGGUGCGGCUAUGA